UUUUUGUCGUGGAGUUAGGGGCAGCAGAAGCAGCCCAGCGCUGGGAGCAGUACUGUUCACCACCGAACCAACCAACUCUUCCUCUGUUAACUGAGGGAGAUCGCAGAGGCGCCAAGGUACCUGUCUAUUCCAUGCUCGACAACUCCGCUGCCGCACGUCUAUCUGCUUGUUGUCAUGGAGGAGCCAAAAUGGCGGUCCUGGCCUACAGCCUAGGCAAACGGGAGAUAAAUCAGUAUUUUAACAUUAAAAAUGCAAAAUUGCUCUCUCUCGUUGCUGUGAUUCUCCUCAGUGUGUUCCAUUCCAUCUCCCGAUACUAUGGAGGCAGGGACACAUGUGAGUGGCUCCUAUCCAGUGGACGGUUUCUAGGGGAGAAUGUGUGGCAACCAUAUGGCUGCAUGUUGCACAAAUACAAAAACACUGAAGCAAAGGCUUGUCUCCAAAAUAAAAAAAUAGCAUUCAUAGGAGACUCCAGAAUUCGGCAACUCUUCUAUUCUUUCAUAAAAAUUAUCAACCCAGAGGCAAGGGAAGAUGGGAACAAGCAUGAAAACAUUCCCUUUGCAGAUAGGGAGUUUUCUGUUAAUGUGGAUUUCUUGUGGUAUGCAGAAGUGAAUAAUUCAAUGAAGGGGCAGUUGAUGUCCUGGGCAGAGGCAAAGAGGCCCUCUGCUAAACCAGAUGUUAUAAUCAUUGGUGCAGCCACUUGGUCCAUCAAACUGCACAGUGGCAGCAGCGAGACACUCCUUCAAUACAAAGCAAACCUCACAUCUAUAGCAGCUCCACUGGAAAAACUAUCUGAGCAUAAUGACGUCUAUUGGGUCUUACAAGAUCCUGUAAAUGAGGAGGUGCUGAGUGAGAAUCGAAAGAUGAUCACAAAUGAGCAGAUAGACCUGUAUAAUGCGGCAGCAGUCAGAGCUCUGAACCACAAGAGAAAUGCUAAGGCCAGAGUAAAGUUCCUGGAGGCCUCACGGCAGGCUGCCAUGGAGACAAUUACCCAGUCUGUGGAUGGGCUACACCUCCCUGAGAGCACAAGGAAUGUGGGUGCAAUGAUUCUGAUGAAUUCUAUGUGCAACAAGCUCCUGAAGCCCAUUGAUGGCUCCUGCUGUCAGAGUGUUCCUCCUCUUAGUGUCCUGCAAAAACUAGCGGCAGGAUUCUUCCUGGUGGCUUGCGUCUGUUUCCUGGUCCUCCAUUUGCUAGGCUACAGCAGACAUCGCAAGAGCAGGCCUGUUCCUGAUGUGGAGAGCGGAGAGGAGAAGAAACCUCCAACUGCUGCAGUUCCAUUCAGCCUACAGGAAGCACUGCAGUCUGUUUGCAAGAUGGGCAUCAUCAUGCUGUACUUCUACCUCUGUGACCGAGCAAACCUGUUCAUGAAAGAACAGAAGUUCUAUACACACUCCACCUUCUUCAUCCCACUCAUUUAUAUAUUUGUGCUUGGCAUCUUCUACAAUGAGAACAGCAAAGAGACUAAACUUCUGAACAGAGAGCAAACUGAUGAGUGGAAAGGUUGGAUGCAGUUGGUCAUCCUCAUCUAUCAUAUAUCUGGUGCCAGUGCUUUUAUUCCUGUGUACAUGCAUGUCCGGGUCCUAGUGGCAGCUUAUCUCUUUCAGACCGGAUAUGGCCACUUCUCCUUCUUUUGGUUAAAAGGAGACUUUGGACUUUACAGAGUGUGCCAGGUUCUCUUCAGACUCAAUUUCCUUGUGGUAGUGCUCUGCCUUGUCAUGGACAGGCCAUACCAGUUCUACUACUUUGUGCCUCUGGUUACCUUUUGGUUUGUGGUCAUCUAUGGCACAAUGGCCAUGUGGCCACAGAUUCUUCAGAUAAAAGCUAAUGGUAGUGGUUUCUGGCACCUGGCACUUUUAUUGAAACUGUUAGGCUUACUUCUUUUCAUUUGCUGCUUUGCAUACUCACAGGGACUCUUCGAGAAGGUUUUCUCUGUGUGGCCUAUAUCCAAGCUCUUUGAGCUGCAAGGCAGCAUCCAUGAGUGGUGGUUUAGGUGGAAACUGGACAGAUUUGCUGUGUUCCAUGGGAUGCUGUUUGCCUUUCUUUACCUGGUAUUGCAGAAAUGCCAGGUUUUGUCUGAAGGCAAAGGAGAACCUCUGUUCUCCAUCAAGAUUUCCAACUGCCUGCUCUUCAUAUCAGUGGUCUCAUUUAUAACAUAUUCCAUAUGGGCUAGUGGCUGUAAAAAUAAAACUCAAUGCAAUGAGAUGCAUCCCUAUAUUUCAGUGGUGCAGAUUCUAGCAUUUGUUCUAAUCAGGAACAUUCCUGGUUAUGGCCGCUCCCUCUAUAGCUCCUUUUUUGCAUGGUUUGGAAAGAUCUCAUUAGAGCUCUUCAUCUGUCAGUACCACAUAUGGCUGGCGGCAGAUACCAGGGGCAUCCUGGUGCUCAUUCCUGGAAACCCCUCCCUCAACAUCAUCGUCAGCUCCUUCAUCUUUGUGUGUGUGGCCCAUGAGAUUUCACAGAUCACCAAUGACCUUGCGCAGGUGGCCAUUCCUAAAGAGAGUGGUGCCCUGAUGAAGAGGCUGCUGGCUGCAGCACUCCUCCUCGGACUCAUCGUGCUGUCUGACGGUGGGCAGCCUGCCUACUAAGGGAGUCUGGCACAGCCUCUUGCCUGGCUGGCCACAGCUUUUCAUGAAUACACCUCAAGUGAGCUGAGGGUUUUGAGUCAGACCUUUCUACAAUUCUUAAUGAGUUUUAAGAAUGGAUGACACUAUGCUAUAUACUGAAUUCAAUUGAGACAUAUCUAUAAACAAGGCCCAUGGUGCAUGAAUGACCUACAUUAUAAAGCUUUGUUUACAGUGGACACAGAUUUUAUAAAACUGCGUACAUUGGCCCUACAGGCAAAAGCAUACAAAUGUGUAUAAUAUUGCAUUGCUGUGCUGAAACCUACACUUUGGUUAAGACCAAGAUUGAUGCUAAAAUUGAUGAAGCCUAAAAUGGCCUGCUUUCCAUCCAUGUCUUAUAGUACUUUUUUGUAUGUACAGUAUUUAAUCAUUUAAAUUAAGUUUAUUUUGUACAGGGUUGUCUUUGUGUCAUGAUUCUCUUUUUUUCCUGUUUUCCUACUUUGGAUUCUUUGCUCAUGACUGAAAGACUCAUGUGAAGUGAAAUAAGAGUGGAGUAUUAUUUUCACACUUUAUGCAGUAGACAAUGCACCAUAUGCUAGCUUUUGGGAUGUCAGUUAAACUACAAAUCACGAGCCAAUUCAUUUCAGUGUAAACCACUAUUGUGAACUGUUUGUAAAUUUUAACUAAUGCUUUCAGUAGUUCUUAAUUCUCCUGAACUGAAAACAGACAUAUGAAACUUUUAUAGUUGUCAGAACAUGGACAGUAAAAGGUUACUGCAUGGACUACUGAAAGACUAUAUGUAUCUCAAGACAGCAGAACUGUCUUGAAUGGUCAGACAAUAUGUUUCUCUAUUUAUUAUCCUUUUUUUCUGCAAAAAAAUGAAAAUGCAUAAACUAAGAAGGGUAAAUCUGUGUUGCUGUAAUCCAGUGAAAAGCAAUGUUGCUAACAUUAUGGUGUGAUGCAAGACAAGGACAGUGGCACUGCUGAAGGGAGUCAUGAGUGGAGGCUGGCCUUUUUCAGGAUGUUCAGAAGGGUUUACAAGGAUCUCAAAGGAGGACAAGUCUUAGAUUGGUGAGUGCUUUUAUAAUAGUUGUGGCUUUUUUUGUUUGGUGUGUUUUUUAUUUUGUUUUGUGUUUUUUUUUUAAAAAUAACAUCCAAUGUUUUGUACUACGUGUUGCAGCUUUUAUCUUUCAGUUAUGCCAAACAAACUAAUCUUAUUUUGAAUGUCAUAUGGUUCUUUAUUCCCUUACUAUAUUGCUGCACUGAGUAGGAUGUUUACCUCCCAAAACCUAAAAGCUACUAGCAGGGACUUCAGGGCUAAAGCGCUAUAGCCCUGACACUGAACUUUCUACAACACUGAAGAAAGAGGAUGAGCUGCGUUCCCAACAGUUAUUUCAGAGAGCCUUCUGAGGCCAGAAAUAAAAUAACAGAAUAGCAUUGUGGAGACCUAAAUUCUUUUGUGUUUGCUAUUAAUGUCCAUUAGCAUUAAUUUUUUGUUUAAAUAUUAAUGAUUAAUAAUUGCAUUUGUAAAAGAUGUAAGUGUUACCUUAAAAAAAAUCCAUUGGUAAAUACUAUAAAUCUGGUGUAUGAGCUUUCAUGAGACUAAGAGCAGACUGUUGUUUUUAUAUUGGCAAGUUUAUUAACUGAUUGUGAUGUUAGAGCACUAGUGUCAUAGCCACAGCUGUGACUGGACAUGCUUUGCUAUUAAAUUGGCUUAUGCAGUUGAACUAAGGCUGUGUUCAUCUGAUCUACCUUGAUGUUUCUCUGUUUGGAUUUAUUUGAUCAUCUUGAGAGUAAUAUC
Molecule: messenger RNA, 4356 nt
Organism: Electrophorus electricus (electric eel)
Lineage: Eukaryota; Metazoa; Chordata; Actinopteri; Gymnotiformes; Gymnotidae
Gene: casd1
Product: CAS1 domain sialic acid O acetyltransferase 1
Cellular component (GO): Golgi membrane
Molecular function (GO): N-acetylneuraminate 9-O-acetyltransferase activity
Source: RefSeq, a predicted model, not a curated record